Molecule: messenger RNA, 2508 nt
Organism: Lizanozyma spartinae
Lineage: Eukaryota; Fungi; Ascomycota; Pichiomycetes; Serinales; Debaryomycetaceae
Gene: RCY1
Product: Rcy1p
Exons: 4
Coding region: 1-2508 (835 amino acids)
Biological process (GO): exocytosis; Golgi to plasma membrane transport
Cellular component (GO): exocyst; cytoplasm
Source: RefSeq, a predicted model, not a curated record
AUGUUUAAGGAUGUUGUUUUAUAUGGAAGUGAAAUUGAAAGAAGAUCGUGGACAAGAAAUGAUAACCAGCCUGGAGACUUCUUGAAGAUCUUACAGCAAUUAAAAAGCAAACUGAAGCAAACUCUCAAACAUGGUAAAAAUGCGAUGUACGAUGAUGACGUAAUGCCAUUAUCUAUAGCUAAGCAUAUAGCUAAAUACUUAGCUAUACCUGAUCUAGUGCUGUUUCAGCAAAUGCUGAAGAACGGAUAUAAAGCAGCCAGCAACCCAGCACUAUGGGUAGGGAAAUUGAAGACUAUGGGAGUAUGGGAAAGAGCAAUGCCAGUGACCGACGAUCAACUAGGUAAAAUCAACUUUGAAUGGAUUAAAGAUCCAAUACGGUGUUUUGAUCAUAUCAUAAAAAAUCCCAAAGUGGCUAAGUUCCAAUGCAUUAAAAUAUAUUCCACAUUAGCACCAUUUUAUAACGACUUGCUCACUAGUAAACCUUACGAUCAAUUGACUUUAUUCAAGGUGUAUCUGACUCCCGAAGAACAAGCACGAAUACUUAAAAAUUUAAAAUUGCUAAAUGAUGUGGAUUAUUCUAUAACUUUGCAUGACCUUUGUCGAGAUAAAAUCAAUGAUUUAUUUGAAGUAUUUGAAAAUGCUCUUCUUAGAGAGUUGGAGAUAAACUAUGAUAUCCAAGAUUACGACAAGACCAAGAAGUUCGUAACUAUUUUAGCUGAGUUGCAUAAUGAUCAAACUCUCAUUAAUUUCUUUCUUCAAAAAACAAUCUUUGAUAAUGAAGAGAUGACUAAAUUCUUUCUUGUAUCUGAUUUUGGACCUGAAAGGUUUUUUUAUGACGAAGGUUAUGACGAAUCGUUAAUCAACGAAUUUAUUUCUGAUUUGGCAAAAAUCUUCAAUCAAUUGAGUUAUUUAAUUGACUUGGUAUUCCCCACUACAAUUCCAAUGAUGUACAAAGUUUGCGAGGAAUUGAUCCAAAACCAACUCAUGGAUCUUAUACUAUCGCUAAUAGAGCAAUCCAAGAAGCAGAAAGCACAUUUGAUGUUCUUGCCCUUUUUUUAUGAGAAAAUGUCCACAGACUUUAUACGUAAGCUUAAACCCAGUGAAAAUGCUGGCGAAUCUAAUGGAAGAAUGGUUAAAGAGUUGAUUGAUAUGCAAUUUGAGACAUUUACGGCAGAGUACAUGCGAGAAGAGACGUCUGAUUUCAAGGUAUUUGCAGAAGAUCAAAUUUUACAGUGGAAUGGAGAAAUAUUGAAAAGAGAACAAGAGACAACCAAAAGCAUUCUCAAACACGUCAAAUCGGAAGCUAAGAAUGAUUUUCUAAGUAGUUUCCGAAAAGUUUUUACUAUUAGUGGAUCAUCGAUAAGUUCUAAGCACGAUGGUGGGACAGGUGAAAAGAGUGCUGAAGAGGUUGUUAACUAUUCAAAAAUUGAAGCUAAAGCAAAGAUUUUAUCAGAGAAUUUAAAAUCCUUGACACAAAUUAUCAGUCCGGAGCUAGUACUUAAAGUAAUAAACAACUCCAAACAAUGUUUAGCACGCCUUUACAAGUUUAAAGAUUAUACAGUUAUCUCCUUGAGAAAGGAUAUUUUCAGUUCCAUGCAAGAGAUUUUCAUCAUAUUUAUUGACAUCAUAUCUUCCGAACAUUUGAAGCCAGGCUUUGAUAAAGCCAUGGCAUAUUUAGAGUCUUAUAAUAGGGACGAGAUCAGAGCAGCCGUAUUAGGAGGCAAGGCAUCUUACAUUGAACCACUUAUACAUUUUUUUGAAAUGAUUAAUAUGGCAGAUUUAAUCAUACAAAUGAUUGACAUUUUUUACAAAGAGGAGCUUAUUAACAAGCAAAUCGUGAAGCAUGAGAACUCCAUUUUAAACCCUUCCUUACAGAGUAAGAAGAAAAUGGAGGGUUUAGUUGAUAAAUACGUUGCUGAUGGACUCAAUGUGGGUAUAGAAUUACUUGCUAAGGAGAUUGAAACACUGUUUGAAAGAAACCUUGAAGCUUCAGAUUACGACCCCCCUAAAGGAUCAACCAAUAUCAAUAUUGGAAAUUCUCAUGCUGCAAAGGAAGCCAUCAAGAUACUUGACGAAAAUAUGGAUUUGCUUGUGGAUAGUGCCGACCGUUUAAUUGUUGAAGUAUUCCAACAAGAAGUUGCAGAACGAUUUUUUCAGAUUAUUGUGAAGGUAUUAAAGCGAAGCACAAUCUCUGUUGAUGGUGCUAUUGUUCUAAUUUCAGAUUUGAACUUAUACUACGAGUUUUUCUAUGAGCACAUUAAAACUAACAAGAGAAUGGUGAUGCCAUUUUAUUUAGGAUUGAAGAAUGUGGGGAGCUUGUAUUUGAUUGGUGGUGAGGACUCAAAGGCCAUUGGUAAACUCGUGUGCGACAUGGCAAAGUUCAACGGUAUAUUCCGACAAGAAGAAAUAUAUGAACUUGUGCAGAGACGAAAGGAUUGGCCAGUAAUCAAGAAACAUGUAGAAAAAGUCAUGUACGGAUUUGGCUUAGGCGAUUGUACCAUAGUUUAA